This is a messenger RNA of Cyphellophora attinorum, 891 nucleotides long. RefSeq lists its product as uncharacterized. Lineage: Eukaryota; Fungi; Ascomycota; Eurotiomycetes; Chaetothyriales; Cyphellophoraceae. The record is from RefSeq and is a predicted model, not a curated record. Gene Ontology annotation, biological process: GPI anchor biosynthetic process. The coding region runs from base 1 to 891 and encodes 296 amino acids. The transcript is spliced from 3 exons. Gene Ontology annotation, cellular component: endoplasmic reticulum membrane. Gene Ontology annotation, molecular function: hydrolase activity, acting on ester bonds.
AUGCCGCUGACAGUCUCGAAGGUCUGCAAACAAGAGCUCUGCGACUCCGGACCCGCCAUCAUCCGUAAGGGCCACACCAACCCGGACUACGUCUUCAACGCACACGGCUCACACUUCCCAGCCCUUCACCACCGCCUGCUUCUCUGGACCUGCCCAGCCGAAUGCGACUAUACCUGCCAACACAUCAUCACCCAGAGACGCCUGGACCGCGAUCCACCCAUGCUCGAGCCCAUCGUGCAGUACCAUGGCAAAUGGCCCUUCCAUCGCUUUCUUGGCAUGCAGGAGCCUUUUUCCGUACUAUUCUCCCUAUUCAACUACCUCGCUCACCGCAAUGGGCUGAAGCGGUUGGCGGACAAAGUACCAGCCAGCUACUCGCUCAUGCCAUACUAUCAGAUGUUCGGGUAUUUCGGCCUGGCAAGCUGGAUCUUCAGCAUGAUCUUCCACACGCGAGACUUCAACCUCACUGAGAAGCUCGACUAUUUCGCAGCCGGCGCUCCGUGCUGUACGCAAUCACUCCUGCGCAUCUGGACCGCCACAUGCUGUAUACUCUACCUGGCUCAUGUCUCCUACCUGACUCUCUGGAGCUGGGACUACACUUAUAACAUGGCCGCCAACGUCGCAGUCGGCGUCGUGCAGAACUUGCUGUGGAGCUGGUUCUCAGUGACCCGCUAUAGGCGGUUACAGAAGACCUGGGCUGCGUGGCCUGGUCUCAUAGUAGCGUGGAUUAUCAUGGCGAUGAGUUUGGAGCUGUUUGACUUCCCACCGUGGGGCGGUAUGGUGGAUGCGCAUAGUCUUUGGCAUUUGGGAACGGUGAUCCCGACGGUUUGGUGGUACAGUUUUCUUAUUCGAGACGCACAAGAAGAUCUGGCUGGUGAGAGGCUGAAGCAGUGA